Molecule: messenger RNA, 446 nt
Organism: Rubroshorea leprosula
Lineage: Eukaryota; Viridiplantae; Streptophyta; Magnoliopsida; Malvales; Dipterocarpaceae
Source: the annotation of a GenBank genome assembly
ACUUCAAUUUCUUUUCCUCGUCUUCUAAAAAUUGUAUUUGUUUAAAGAAAAAAAAAAAGAAAAAAAGAAAACCUUGGCGAGGAACUGAUGCCAUCUGGGUUUCAAUUUUGGAUGAAAUUGAAGAAAGAAUCCGAAGUCUUGGUUUUCUGGAACCCAAGGCAAGCUGGAAGCGAUGGUGGAGCUGCUGACAGGAUAGUGUGGACUGGAGUUACUAGCUUGCUAUUGUUUUUGGCCUUUGCAGUGCUAUUUUAAGAUGAUGUAUGGUAUAUACAUUAGAGAAGUAAUGUAAUGCCAGGGGCGGUUCUUAGUCUUACAGGGCAUCUAGUUGUACUUGAGAUUUUGUUUUUCCAUUGCUUGUUUUUCCAUGUCAUUGAUACUAUACUUUAGUAGAUCAUCAUCUAUUGUAUUGAUCAGAUUAUUUGUUAAAAUAACAUUAUUAUUGUGAU